Messenger RNA from Didymodactylos carnosus, 2687 nucleotides. The record is from the annotation of a GenBank genome assembly. NCBI's taxonomy places the organism in Eukaryota, Metazoa, Rotifera, Eurotatoria, Philodinida, Philodinidae.
AUGACGUUGCGUUGUGUCGAAACGGGCGACACUGUUUGUCAAACAGUACUUUGUUUACCGUCUCAAAUCAAAUGUAAUACAACAACAGCCAAAGAUGAUAAUAACAAUAACAUACAACAACCACCGAAAGAAGAUGACGAUGUGCGAAGUCUGAUGUCUGCUCUUGGUCUGAAAUUAAAGCAGCAACAAAAACCAAUGGAAACAUCGUUAGUAUCACUCGUUCCAGUCACAUUACCUAUCACUCCACUCAGACGUCGAACUCGAAAAAAAAUCUCAAAUGGAAAGGGUGAAGCCAUACCUCUAUGCCUACUGAGUUUGAAAAAAUAUGACGUUCGAGAACUAAUUCAGUAUGUUGUGACAGACUUGAAAAAGAUAUCGAUUGUGAAACAUUAUGAAGAAUAUUGCGUUAUCGAUAGUUUACAAAUACCCAAUGAACCAGCAAAAAGACCGACUGAGAAGAAUUCAAGAAGAUCGGUUUAUUCUUCACAACGUCCAGAUGUUUUGAGACUUAAACAUAAAAAAGAUGUUGGAUUAAAUAAACUUGUACAAAAUUAUUCUGUUCCACAAAACAUCACAUUAAGAGAAUGUGAAGUUGUUUUACAAAGAUUAAAACGAAGUUAUGUUGAAUAUUUAAUACAAACUCAACAGGCCGAAUAUGAACUAAAAUCAUCUUCACCUAUUAUAAAAUCGAAAACAGCAAUAACUACAACAACAACAGUGAAAAAAACUCGAUCUAGAAAGAAGAAAUGCCUUCCCAAACGAUCAUCUUCGCCUCCGAAUGAAAAUAAACCACAAUCAUCAUCAACACUCAAACGAAAAUUGCUGACCGAACUGACCAAUUUUAACAUAAGAAAACGUCAAACAAUGAAGAAUAUCGUCAAUAGUGAUUAUCUUAUUGAGAAUGUGGCUGACGCUCCGUUGUUACAAACACCACACCCUACCAAGUUCGGUAGUACCUGUUUAAAAUGUUUGCAGCAACCUACAACGGAAGAUGGACUAUUGAAUAUUUUCAUUACUGAUGGCCAAGAGUUAAAAGAACUACAAGAACAAGUGGCGGUUAUUGGUAAUGAUGAAGACGAGGAUAUAAUAUGUCUUGACUAAAACGUUUCUCGUGCUGAGUACAUUUCGUGAUGUAAUAACAACACAAUCCCACUGAAGGGAAGAUGUUAGUGCAAUUUUCACUCCCUUUUAAGUCCUUCGAAGUUUAGAACUGCGAGAUCUGUUUUUAUGCCGCUCAUAAAAACAGCUAGAAUAUAAUAAAAAGUAAUAUAUGUAUGCUGAUGAGAAUCUGCCUAGUGCUAAAAAAUACUACAAUUAAUUAAGAAACUAAUCAAUUAAACCUGCAACAGCAUAAAUCACACAUUUAUGAAACUUGGAAACAAGUUUGAUAAAAUUUAGCUUGGAUUGGAAACUUGGAUGUUGAUUUUUUUAACCCACAAGUUACAUAAAAAUGAAAAAUUUUAUGAAACUAGUAAAAAUUUUCCUAAAAUUUUGAUUUAUGAAACUGGAUUUAUGAAGACAGGAUAAUCCGUCUCCUUCAUAUCUCGACAACCAAAUGAGAUAGAAACUUUUAUUUUUCAGUACUGAAUAACCAUCUUUAAACAAACAAACCCAGAAAAAAAUAUUAAGUUUUGUUUCGUAGAACGACUUUUAUAAGCAAAACAAUCGGUGAACAGCAACGAUACAAUGCCAAUGCAACUCACUCAUUAAUAGAGAGUCAGGUAGUAAACUCAGAGGAUGUACACAGUAAAUUCAAUUUUCUGUUCCCUUAUCUAAAUAGGUCUUAUUUUCGCUAGUCACAAUGCUACACACUCGGAUUUCUGGACAAGUUUUCUUCUGAGACACAUCUCUUUCGCAGAUUAACUCAGUCCAUAUAUGUCACAAAAAAGUGAAAAACAACAACUUUUGAUAUAAAAGAGUCAUUUAAAAAGAAAGUGUGUACUAAGGUAGCUGAAACACUGAUUUCACCGUGUUUUGCCCGGUUUUCUCUUCGGAAACAUAACGCAAUCAGGGCAGAGUUGUAACCGGUCCAGAAUUUUCAAAUCGGUCCGGUCCGGCCGGUUCAAACUUUAAACCGGUCUGAUCCGAUCGGUGACCGGCCGGUUGAAAAAAAUUUUCAGACCAGUAAAAACCGACCGGUAUGUUAGGUCAUGUACUGCCAGUUAAAACGAGAGGCUUCAAAAAACACCCAUCUGCGUGUUCCUUACUCACGUUUUUAUUAAUACACAAGAAGAAAGUGGUGCAGUCGUUUAUAUCUGUAAGUUUUCCCAAAGAUGAAUAUACGAUGUUUCUAUCUCGAGAAAAAACAGGCAUCUACCUACCACUCAAUUGGUAAUGUGCAAAUCUUAAAUUUUUUUACUUACGUUAGAUUUUGCAAAAAAAACUAAUAUUUCUCUUUGAACGGCAGUGACACCUUAAAUCCGGUCUCUAACAAAACAUUAUUGAGAUAAGUUGAGAAGUUUUUCUCAGCUAACACUGUUCUGAUUGAGCUUUUUAGGGAGUUAAAAAAAAUUUCGAUUAAAAAAAUGAAAAAGUUUAGACAAAUUGAAGAAAAUAAGGUUGAUGUUUUUUGUAACAAUAUGAUUAUCUUUGAUAAAAGAACUUAGACUUGCUUUCGACAUAUUUUAUUGAAAAAAGUUGUAUAUCUAGAAAAUUGUGAAAUUCAUUUUAUGACUUAAUCCUGAGGU